Messenger RNA from Schistosoma haematobium, 3409 nucleotides. RefSeq names its product Coenzyme Q-binding protein COQ10 B, mitochondrial, variant 2. Gene Ontology annotation, biological process: ubiquinone biosynthetic process; cellular respiration. Gene Ontology annotation, cellular component: mitochondrion. NCBI's taxonomy places the organism in Eukaryota, Metazoa, Platyhelminthes, Trematoda, Strigeidida, Schistosomatidae. Bases 151 to 558 code for a protein of 135 amino acids. Gene Ontology annotation, molecular function: ubiquinone binding. The transcript has 6 exons. The record is from RefSeq and is a predicted model, not a curated record.
CAAUAAUGUUUUAGUGCUUACAGCGGGUUAUUUGGAGGAUGGGUUUCUGAUGAUGUUUUGAGUUGCCUCUAGUUGUUGUUGCUAGGACUUCCGUUGUAUGGGGGUGCUACUGUUGGUGAUAUAAUCAAACGUAGUGGUCCUUAAUUUCCGAUGAUUUGUUUAAAAUUUUUGAAUAUAUGUCCAAAAUACCCUUGUUUGAUUACGUCAAAUCUUCCAAUUGUAUUCAAGCGUGAGAUCUUCAGUUUUGGUCCUACAUUUACCAAAAAAUCACAAUCUUACAAAGAAAGAAGACUGUUAGGUUAUUCUCCGGAAAACAUGUUUGAUAUUGCAAUUGACGUUGGUCGUUAUUCAGAAUUUAUACCUUGGUGUAACCAAUCAACUGUUUUGGAACAAGGUGAAAAUAACAUGCUAGCUUGUCUGGGUGUUGGAUUUCCUCCACUUAGUGAAUCAUACAUGUCUCGAAUAACAUUUCAGAGACCGAAACACUUAAAGGUAAGUGAAUAUUUAUGUGUUUGUUCGUUGUUGUCUAUGAAUGAAUAUGAGGAAUAUAAAGUGUAGGGUGUUCAUUCCAAAUGAAGAUUGUUCAACUGAGGGCAGAGUUUAGACGGUUUAACUUGCUUAUUCUAGUUGCCGUUUUUCAGCACGGUUGUUUUCCAUGGGAUGGGGUUGCUGACUCUAUGCCCAACCCUCCCUCUUUACUCGGGCUUGGGACCGGCAGUAACCCGAGAAGCGCUACAGGCGAUGGUUGACUGGAUUAUGAUGACCUCGACAUCUGAGGAGAAGCACGGAAUACAAUCGAUAGAGCUUGGAUGCAACUAUACGACUCGGAUCUACCCCUUCUAUCCCAUACACAUCAACAAAUGCAGGUUAAGACAAGCAGUGUUGCAGCAGCCUCUGCCUCAGUAGGCAUCAACAUACACAACGGAAAAAGCAAGAUCCUCAAAUACAAUACGACCAAAUCACACUUGAUGGAGAAGCUCUGGAAGAGGUGGAAACUUCCACGCAUCUGGGAAGCAUCAUUUAUGAAUGAGGAGAAUUCGAUGCAGACGGAAAGGCGAGGAUUGACAAAGCAAGAGUCGCACUCCUACAAUUGAAGAACACAUGGAACUCAAAACAACUGUCUGUCAACCAAUAUCAAAGUCACAAUCUUCAAUACGAACGUCAAGAUAGUUAUGUUGUACGGAGCUGAAACUUGGAGAACUACCACGACUAUCAUCAAAAAAGGUACAGGUAUUUAUGAACAACCAUCUACAUAAGAUACCCAAUGUCCGUUGACCAGAUACCAUGAGCAACAGCCUACUAUGAGGAAGAACAAACCAGCUUCCAUCUGAAGAGGAAAUUAGGAAAAGGCAAUGAAAGUGGGUAGGAUACACAUUGAGGAAAUCAUCAAACUGUAUCACGAAGCAAGUUUUAACUUGGAAUCCUGAAGGGGAACGGAAAAUUGGAAGACUAAAAGACAUACUGUUUCGAGAAUUGGAAGCAGAUAUGAAAAGGAAGGAUAGUAACCGGAAAGGAUUGAUCAGGACCGAGUUGGAUGGAGAAUGCUGGUGGAUGGCCUAUGCUUCUUCACGAGGGGUAACAGGCAUAAAUUAUCUGUCGCACAAAAUGCUGGAAUGUUUCAUCAUUUAAUUAAUGAAUGGCAUUUUCAUCCAGGUCUCCCAGAGAAUCCGAAUUCUUGUUUUGUAGAGUUUUCCUUUAUUGAUCAAGGUUUCUUUUAAUUUUCAGCAGUAAAUGGUUUAAUGAUUGAAUAUUGAGUGCAUCCUUUUAUUACGACAUUAGUAUUUUUUUCGCCAACCUUUUUUAUCUGGCUAGUACAAUUUGAUUUUGGCGGAGUUUCGUUUUCUGGGCUGGAAGGUUUGAUCAUGGCACUUUCAUUGUUUUUCUGAACAUCAUCAGCACAAACUUCAGUUAGAAGUGAAGUAUUCGAAUUUUUCUACAUAUUACUGACAAUUUGUAAUGUUGAUUUCGAGUUUCGUUCUCCUAUUUAUUCAAAAAUUGCUGGAUUAUUUUUUGAUCAAGUUGUCACUGUUAUGGUGAAUGCUUUUAUGGAUCGUGCUAAAGUAUUACAUGGUAAACCAUCAAUUGCUUGUCAAAAGCCAAACAUAUUAAUUUAUAAUAAAUAAAUCAAUAAUUGACAAUUCUUUCUUAUGUAGUUGGGAACAUUUGUCCAAUGUAUAAACGAACAGUUUAUUAUUAUUAUUUGUAAGAUAUUGAAUAAACCUUCAUACUGUAGUUUCUAUUUGAGUAGUUUUCACUUUGAGCUACCAAGAAGAUUGAUUUCAUUGUUGUUGUUGUGUUUUUUUUGUGUAUGUUGUUUGUUGAUACAUUCAUGAAUGAUACAAAGAGGUAGAUUUUUCGGUCAAAUCCAGUAGAAUUUUUCUUCCUGAUAUACUGAUGUACUUCUCUUUUAUAUUUCAAGUAUUUUACUAAAAAAACAAAAUACUCCAUGAAUAAAGUUUUCACAAUGAAAUAAUGAAAGAGACAUACACAUAUCUCUUAACAUAUAAAUGUAUACAGAUAUAUUAGAGUUUAUCAUUGUUUCUUGUUUCUGGGAAAAGAAGUUUCAUUCUCUUUUAUUAAUCUUUUUAACUUUUGUAAUUUAAUACAAAACAAGAUUCAAAAUUGAUUUGCUACACUUCAUUAUUUUUUGUUUUAUUAUUGGUUGCAUUAAGUUAUGAGCUACUAAUAAUCGAUGGUUAGCGUUUUUUUUUUAGCGAGUUAAUUUUCUACGGGAUAGGGCCGCUAACUCUAUUCUCAACCCUUCUCCUUUACCCGGGCUUGGGACCGGCGGUAAUCGAUGAUACUUUAUCGAAUCGUCUUUCUUUUAUUUCUCUCUAAUUCAAUUUUUGUAAUUGUUAAAUAUAAAUAUACGGAAAAGUGUAGAAUACUCUUUGUUUUUAUUUUCUUUCUUCAUGUUUGUUUAAAUAAUAAUGAUAAUAAUUGUUAUUAGUUAGUAGUAUAAUUAUUGUUCUAAUUAUUUAUCUUGCCAUUUUUAUAGAAAACAGUUAUUGCUUACAGUUGGAUUUAAACUGUUUUAUUUAGUCAUGAAAGCAUGCUUGUAAAAAAAUCACCCAGUCGUUUAACCUGAACUGUUUUAAGUGAAUACUUGAAGGUAUCAUAUAUGUUAGAGCAAUUGUGCCAAUUGGUCGAAGUUAGACUCGUACACCACUGAAUGCCUCCUCAUUGGUCUAAAAGUUAGGGAUUCACCGGAAAAUCUGAAAGUUCUUGGUUCAAUCCCCGAUGUGGUCAUGGAUGCGUACUGUUUAGGAGUCGCAUGUUAGAACGAAACAGUUGUCCAGCGCUUCAUGGUUUUUUAACUGUAGUUAAUCAAUGGUGUAAACUGAAAAUAAGGUCACAAAAACAAACCUAUACCGAAUAAUUAUCUAAUCACAUUUGUGUUGAAUUUGAU